Messenger RNA from Leptonychotes weddellii (Weddell seal), 1231 nucleotides. Lineage: Eukaryota; Metazoa; Chordata; Mammalia; Carnivora; Phocidae. The record is from RefSeq and is a predicted model, not a curated record.
GCUGUGGAGGCCGCUGCGCUUCUCUGGCAGGGCCGUCUCUGGGACAGGCGCUCCCCGCCGGGCCACCUGCGGCUCCUCCUGGAACCUGGGUCUCUGUGGGAGUGGCAGUUCCGACUUUCCCAUCCUCCUCUUGUGCUGUGGUUCCCCUCAGGCUCCGCCAGGAGAAGACAGACACCGUCCGCUGCAUCAAGUCCUGCCGCCCCAACGACGUCACCUGCAUGUUGGACCCGGUGCACACCAUCUCCCACACUGUCGUGUCGCUGCCCACCUUCCGAGAGUUCACCCGCCCUGAAGAGAUCAUCUUUCUCCGGGCCAUCAUGCCCGUGUAUCCUGCCAACCACGCCGACAUCAUCUUCGACAUCACCGAAGGGAACCUGCGGGACUCCUUUGAUAUCAUCAAGCGCUACAUGGAUGGCAUGACUGUGGGUGUCGUGCGUCAGGUGCGGCCCAUUGUGGGCCCAUUCCAUGCCGUCCUGAAGCUGGAGAUGAACUACGUGGUCGGGGGUGUGGUGUCCCACCGAAACGUGGUCAACGUGCACAUCUUUGUCUCUGAGUACUGGUUCUGAGGGCCUGUCCAUGGCGCAGCAUGUCUGUGCCCCCAGGCCAAGUCAUUGCCACACCAACCAUGCCUAUCCCUCGUGACAUUUCUUAAACUGAUGUAUUUGUUUUAGUGUUAGGCCAACAUGUAUUAAGCUGGGCCAGAUGAAUAAGUUCAUCUGAUGUAUUUUGGUAUUUAAAUAAUGAGUCCAAUUACUCAACUGUUUGUUGAAAACCUUGCUUAUUUUUGAACGCAAAGGUUAAAGUUUGCUCCCUUUCUCUGCCCGGGGGCUAAGCAUUGCUAAGGACCAAGGAAAGAAAGACAUUUUUCAGGGGGCAGCCAGUCUAGAUGCCAAGAGAAAACCAGUUCUUGCACUGAUCAUAUGAAAUUUGACAUUUGGUACAUUUUUUGCCAAUUGGAUGCUGUAUGUCCAAUGACACGGUUGCUGUCCAGUAGCAGGUAGGACCAGUUCUGCCCAGAAGCAGCAUGACGCGAUGCCUCGGGGAGCACUUAGAAGGUGCAUUAUGGUUCUGCUAAAGCAGGAAAAAUUCUUCGGGAAAGAAAGACAGAGCCUGUUAGGUUUGUGUGUGGACCCUGUGUGGUCAGCAAGGGAGUGGCUGGGUUUUCUCUGCACCCUGCAUCCAUCUUUUCUUAUCAGAGGGGGGAAAAUAAACAGUUUUGUGAUCCUCCUGA